Sphaeramia orbicularis (orbiculate cardinalfish) is the source of this 2746-nucleotide messenger RNA. RefSeq names its product calcium activated nucleotidase 1b (gene cant1b). Gene Ontology annotation, molecular function: GDP phosphatase activity; UDP phosphatase activity; calcium ion binding. The record is from RefSeq and is a predicted model, not a curated record. Gene Ontology annotation, biological process: proteoglycan biosynthetic process. Bases 90 to 1559 code for a protein of 489 amino acids. The transcript is spliced from 5 exons. NCBI's taxonomy places the organism in Eukaryota, Metazoa, Chordata, Actinopteri, Kurtiformes, Apogonidae.
AAAAUUCACAGCUUUCUUGAUUCAUGUCCAAACUUGUUCUUUACUGGUUGACCAGGCCGUAGUUUUUGGUCUUACAUGAACAGGAAGAAAUGUGUAAGUGCAAUGAAGAGAUAACGAGGAGACAGAGUGAUAUGGAUCAGUUAUUCAUGUGGGCCAGAAGGCUACAGGGAUGUGGAGUUCAUUAUGGCAUGCGUGCGAAGUGGAGCAAGAUUGUGGUUACAGAGUGUUCAGGGGAGAAGAGGCGAAAGAAGGAUGAUCACCACCCCCUGUGCAACACUGACACUGAGCAUGACAACGGCGCUUCCAUGACCUCCCUCCGUGUCGCCAUCCGAAGCCUCCCCCUGGCCUUGGCCUCUAUGACACAAGCAGCCACCUCAGACUCUCGCUUCCAUCCUAAAUGGCGGGCAAUUGCAAUAGCGACCCUGCUGGCUCUAGUGCUCAUGUUAUACCUGCAGCGGACUGUAGUGGACAGGGACGAUUCCUCCAGAGGUUACUACCAAAACGUAGGUCACAGUCUGAAAAUGCACAGUGAUAGCAAGGGUCACGUCUUCAGAGAUGCUUAUGGACAGCCUACAUACAGAUUUUCCCGCCACCAGAAACAGGAAAAGCCUUACAAUGACACGUACCCAUUAAGUCCACCAGAAAGGACAGAGCAUGGCAUCCGCUACCGUAUUGGCGUGAUCGCAGACCUGGAUACAGCAUCACGUAGCUCUAAGGAGCAGACAUGGUUCAGCUACAUGAAAAGAGGUUACCUGACUGUUUCUGACAGUGCAGACAGACUGGAGGUGGAAUGGGACUCAAACACAGUCACCCUGGAGAGUCAUCUAGCUGAGAAAGGACGAGGUAUGGAGCUGUCUGAGCUGGUGGCUUUUAAUGGUCACCUGUACAGUGUGGAUGAUCGUACAGGUGUGGUGUACAGGAUUGAGGGCAGCCAGGCUGUUCCUUGGGUUAUAUUACCAGAUGGUGAUGGCUCAGUCUCCAAAGGUUUCAAGGCUGAGUGGUUGGCAGUGAAAGAUGAUCAUCUGUAUGUUGGCGGCCUAGGGAAGGAGUGGACUACAACCUCUGGGGAGGUUGUCAACAACAACCCAGAGUGGGUCAAAGUUGUUGGAUACCAUGGUGACGUGGAGCACCAGAACUGGGUGCCGCACUACAACGCCUUACGGAAUGCUGCAGGGAUCCAUCCACCAGGCUAUCUCAUUCAUGAAUCAGCAGCGUGGAGCGAGCGCCUGCAGAGAUGGUUCUUCCUGCCUCGCCGUGCCAGCCACGAACACUAUGAGGAGAUUGCAGAUGAGCGGCGUGCCACCAAUCUUCUCCUGUCUUGCCCUGCAGACUUCAGCUACAUAACUGUGCGCCACGUCGGUCCACUCAACCCCACCCAUGGCUUCUCCUCCUUUAAAUUUGUCCCAGACACAGACGAUCAGAUUAUUGUGGCCCUCAAAUCAGAGGAGGAUGCUGGCAGGAUUGCUACCUACAUCAUUGCAUUCACACUAGAUGGCCGUGUACUGAUGCCUGAGACAAAGAUAGGUGAUAUUAAGUACGAGGGGCUGGAGUUUAUUUGAAUAUAGUGAGAUCUAUCAUGUGGACUGUUUUCAGUUCUGAGUAUUACAUUCCAUUCAUUCUGUGUGACUGUGCAAUAAUGUCUUUUUAUCCAAAUGAGAGGAGCAAGAAAAGGUUAAAGGGAAGGAGCACAUAAUCAGCAAAGUAUAAAUGGCAUCGCUGUUCUAAGACUUGUGUGUAAUAAAUGCAACUAAUCUAUGACUGGCUACCGCACACAAGUUAAACAAAAAGAAGCUAAACAUCUUGGAUUGAUAAGACACCACUGAAAUUCCAGAGCAGUCUGUAAAAUGGUGUGUUUGCCUUCAGUCAGUUAACAAAGCUCCUCUCCUGCAGUCAAACCCUGCAGGUUAGACACUCAGGGAAACAAUGCUAAACAUAAAAAAUAGAUUUUACCUAAGCACAAAUUAAGAAAAAACAGAGGAGAAAGAACUGAAUAUCCUUAACUACUUGAAAUUAACUCAGUGCUGUUUGUUUUUUAUUGUUAAUGAACGUAUAUAGACACACCUAGGUUUUAUUUUUUUGGAUUCACUCAUUUUCACUUACUGCAUUCGCUCUGCCAGCUGCAGCUCUGGAAAAAAUUUGAGACCAUGGCACACUUUCAAACAUGAAAUCAAGUCAAGAUGAACUUGUAACUUCACCAAAUAUGGAUUCAUGAACUCUUCUCGAAUUUAAGCAUAACUGACUCAAAGUGUAAAACUUCUUGGUCUAAAAAAACUGCAUUUUUUAUUUAUUUUGAUCAGUUGUCUUAAUGUCAUUAAUGCAGUAGCUUAGAAUGGACUUGUUUUAUGAUAAUUGGCAUUCAGCAUUAACACACAUUGCCGUGAUCUACUUUGUCAGCAAGGAUACCACAUUUAUUAUCUUUUCCCUUAAAAAUCUCAAAACAAACACUGGCUGUAACAAGGGACAUUUGCAUUUUCAGUGAUGGCUGUACAACAGGAUGAAAGUAAUGAUGAGGUGCGUCAUCACACACUUAAUUUUUUCCGGAGCUGUACAUGUAAGUUUUCCUAAUAAUUUCCUGCAGAUAAGUUUUCCUGGAAAGCUCAAACAUGGAAUAUUCAGUAGUAUAUAAUAUCAGCUGACAUAUCAUCAAGUUGUCAUAUCAGAAAGCUAUUCUAUUUAAAGAUUAAUAACUAAAAUAUAUAUUUAUUUUGUAUCCUCUCUACACAAAUGAUUAAAUCUCUUGACUUGU